Molecule: messenger RNA, 360 nt
Organism: Prunus armeniaca (apricot)
Lineage: Eukaryota; Viridiplantae; Streptophyta; Magnoliopsida; Rosales; Rosaceae
Source: the annotation of a GenBank genome assembly
AUGAAGAGAACCAAGGUCGUCGUUGUGGUUCACAAGUCGGCCGCUGCCGAAAUGUGGACAGACAUAGGCAUUCUCGGGUGUGAUGUUGCUGGGGUUUUGGGACUUCUUCUGAAGCAAAAGCUUACAGCUGUUAUACGAAUGUUGGCGUAUGGAGCAUCUGCUGAUCAGGUGGAUGAGAUUGCCCGGAUGGGGAAGUCCACUACGUUGGAGGCUUUGGUAAGAUUUUUUGAUGCAAUUGAAACUCUAUACACUAGGGACUACCUGCGUAGACCUACUCCCAAGGACCUCCAACGGCUUCUACAAAAAGCCGAAGCUCAAGGAUUUCUAGGAAUGAUUGGUAGCGUCGACUGCAUGCACUGA